Molecule: messenger RNA, 6771 nt
Organism: Salvia miltiorrhiza (redroot sage)
Lineage: Eukaryota; Viridiplantae; Streptophyta; Magnoliopsida; Lamiales; Lamiaceae
Product: lysine-specific histone demethylase 1 homolog 3
Exons: 9
Coding region: 373-6312 (1979 amino acids)
Molecular function (GO): protein binding; oxidoreductase activity
Source: RefSeq, a predicted model, not a curated record
AAUGAGUACAUGAGGCUUCUUAUUUGUUAUCUUCCCCCUAAAUAUUUGAAGGUAAAUUCGAAUAAAAUUCUAUUUGCGUCUUUGUAAUCCAAUCCCUAACAAUUAUAAUCAGUCAAGUUCACAAAAUCCAGCAGUCAUUACACCUGCUUCGCAAUGCAACUUCGUCGCUAUAUGUUUCACUAGUGUUGGAGCAGAAUAUAUAUUAUAUUACCAAGGGCAAAGAACCAUUUUCAAUUUAGCUGUUGCUACGGUGUUCUGCACUCACCCAAUCGUCCGGAAUUUCCCGUUGAGCCAGGGAAUUCCAGUGGGUGGUAUAGGAGUGAAGGCUGGAGUUAGGGUUUGAUGUGGAAAACGGCUGGAAUUUGAAACCCUAUGGUUCAGGCGAUGGAUGAGGAGGAGAGCAAAAUGGGUCUGAAAAGAAAGUCUAAACAUGUUGGAACCUCGGUUGAUUCAGGGGAUGAUGAGCCUAUUGGGGCACUGUUAAAGCUCAAGGGCAAAAAGAAUUCCAAGAGAAAUAGGGUGGUGGCAGAUGGUGGCGGACGAAAACUUAAAGAGGGUGGGAAGAUGGUUGCUGAGGAUGACGAAUUAGGUGGUAUGAAUGACACAUUGGCGAACUUUCGGAAAAAGUUGAGGGGGCCAAAAAAGGAGGUUGGAUCUGCAAUAGCGGCUGUGAAAGACUUGAGCAGCAAUGUGUCGGAGCCGCUGUGCCAGUCUCUUGAUGAGUCUGUGAAGGGCUGCGGAUUAGAUUUGAAUUUGACUUCUGAGGCAAAGAGAAGAUGUCUGGGGAGCAAUGAAGGCGAAUCUUCUGGGAAUGCAAUGGUUAUGGAGAGUACAAAGAGGAAGGCUAAAAUGAAAAAUAAAAGAUCCAAGGUCAAUUUAGAUGGAAAGAUAUUUGAAAAUUCUGAAUCUAAAGAUUUGGGUUACAAUACAUCUAGGAAUGAUGCAUUGCAGCACGGGAAGGAGGUUACUUCUGAGUCAGAGGGAGAAGCUUUGGAGGAUUCUCUGUCUGCCUUCUUUCAGAAGGUGCAGUCAGGGAUGACUGCAAAGUCUCGUAAUCCUUCUAGAUUGAAGCCGGUAAAGGUGUCAGAUGAUGGGACAUAUUCUGGUGUUGGCUCAGACGCUCUUGUUGACAAAUCUCUUUCUACUUCAAAAUUAGUCCAGGAAAUCCUUAUCCCCGAUGACAAUUGUUGUGCAGCAAUUGUUCAAGGUUCCUUAAAACCAACCUUGAUCGAGAAGAGUUUAUAUGAUUGUUUACCUGAAGAUUUGAACUGUACCCUGGGGAAUCCUGCUGAUUCAAAGCAAGGACUUAUUUCUAUUACACCAGGUUCCAAUCACAUAUGGAGAUCCACUGACUUUAAGGACAAUUCAUCUACUAAUGUUAUCCCAAAGAACUCAGCUUUUGUAACCAGUGUCCAAACUUGUGCUUCAAGCUUGAGGACCGAAUUUGGAGAUGAUAUGACAAAAUCUGAGUCCAUUGAGGAGCAGCCUGUGUUGGGCAAUGUGCCUCCUGAUUCAAUCAAUUUUCUUGAUAGAAAAAAUGAUGUAGCUUGUUGUGCAGAAGCUGAGGAUUUGGGCGUGUCAACAUCCUUGUGUGAAGGCACAUCUAGAACUAAUGGGGAUGUCAAACAAGAUAGGGUGCUUGAUAAUGGUUUGUUUCCAUCAUAUUCUGGGCAAUUGCAGCUCGACUCAUUGCCAUCUACGUUUGAGAAGCCACCGAAGGAACGUCAUUCUGGAGAUCAUGAUGGCCCAUUUACAGUCCUAGGUAAGUGCUUUGAAGAAGUAGACCUUCAACCUUUGUUUUCACAAGGCGAAGAUGAUCAGGUAUCAGAAUGUAGGUCAUCGCCGGUAUCAGCUAGCGAAAACCAAAAAUAUGAAGUGGUUUUCCGGAAGCGUAAGGAUGACUGCGGGGAAGCUGUUAUUGAAUCAGAACACACUUUAGAACAUUCUCAUGUUCUGCUUGAAGGUGAACGCGGGCCAAACUGUGAUGAUCCUUGUGCGGGUGAAGAGAUCAAUGGAACCUCUUACUCAUCUAUUAUGCUGGAUCAUCAGGGAAAUUAUGCCAAAGAUAGUACAUGCCUAGCUGAUCCUGAAACUAAGGAUAGUACUUUAUCUGUUGGUCAGCGAGCUGCCCGGAAUGCCAAAAAACAAAGGCACGGUGACAUGGCUUACGAGGGUGAUAUUGACUGGGAUAUUUUGAUUCAAAGUCAAGAGUUGUUUGGAAGCCACCGUGUAGAUAAAACAAGAGAAAAGCUCAAUCCAUUAUCAACUGCUAUAGAUGCUGAAAGUGGAAAAGCAGCAGCUGUUGCCGCGGGGCUUAAAGCUCGUGCAGUAGGUCCCCUUGAGAAAAUCAAAUUCAAGGAAGUAUUGAAACGUAAAGGUGGACUUCAGGAGUACUUGGAGUGCAGGAACCACAUAUUAAGUGUUUGGAACAAAGAUGUCAGCCGGGUUUUGCCGCUGGCAGACUUUGGGGUGUCUGAUGCUCCUUUGGUUGCUGAAAGCCCACGUGCCUCUCUAAUUAGAGAUAUCUUUAUCUUUCUUGAUCAAUGUGGUUAUAUAAAUUUUGGAUUGACUUCUGAAAAGGCAAAGUCAGCAAACUGCAUCAAGCACGACCUGAAAGUUCGGGAUGAGGAGGAGUUUGGAGAAAAUGCCGAGCUGCGUCUGCCUGAUUCAGAUGAAGGAGUUUCCUUUAUUCUCGGGAAGGAAAAAAGUCGAGAGACCUGCAUUGAGGGAAAUAAUGAGGAUGCAUCUGGUGAUGGAAACCUGGCAGGCAAAACAUCAGAAUAUGGACUUGCCAAUAUGGAGGCCUUAGAAUCAUCUGCCCCACGUAUUCCGGAACAAAGUCUGCAAGAUGAUAGUCCAGGAACCAAUGCUCUUGAUCCUAAACCUUCCGAUGAAGCUGCUAAUUCAGAAUAUAUGGGUCUGCCAUGCAAAGACGAGGAUGGGGGAAAAGUUCCUCCUGUCCAUCCUGAUUUACUUUUUGCUGGUGAAUCGGGAUCUACUAUACCUAUAAAGCUCCCGAAAGGCGGGUCUGCCAGUUCUUGUGAUUCCUUUAAUAUUGCAUAUAGCCAUAGAUGUAAUAAUUCAGGACCAAAAAAGAAUGUAAUAGUUGUAGGAGCUGGUCCUGCUGGCUUAACUGCAGCGCGCCACUUGCAGCGCCAAGGUUUUAUUGUUACAGUCCUUGAGGCUAGGAGCAGGAUAGGGGGUCGUGUUUUUACUGACCAUGCAUCUUUAAGUGUCCCUGUAGAUCUUGGAGCUAGCAUCAUUACAGGUGUAGAAGCCGAUGUAACCUCAGAAAGAAGACCUGAUCCUUCUUCCUUGAUUUGUGCUCAGUUGGGACUUGAGUUGACGGUAUUGAACAGUGACUGUCCCCUAUAUGAUACUGUGACUGGUGAGAAAGUUCCUGCAGAUCUUGAUGAAGCAUUGGAAGCAGAGUAUAAUAGCCUACUCGAUGACAUGGAACUGCUGGCUGCUGAAAAGGGUGAACGUGCCAUGAAGAUGUCUCUUGAGGAAGGCUUAGAAUAUGGCCUCAAGAGUCGUCGUAUGGCUCAUCAUGAACAAGAUCGCACAGAACUGAGACCCAUUAAAUCUCAAGAUAACUCUGUGGCUGCUGAAAGGAUUUCCACAGAUGAUGAGAAUCCCAAUUCUCAGGUUUCUAAACUAGAGGGCGUCAAUCCUCUUGAAAGGAGAGUCAUGGAUUGGCAUUUCGCUCACUUGGAGUAUGGUUGUGCUGCUUUGCUUAAAGAAGUUUCACUUCCAAACUGGAAUCAAGAUGAUGUAUAUGGAGGGUUUGGCGGAGCUCAUUGUAUGAUAAAAGGAGGUUACAGCACUAUUGUUGAAUCUCUUGCUGAAGGAAUUCAUAUUCACUUGGACCAUGUUGUUACGGAUAUUUCAUAUAUCCCGAAGGACUGUCAGACAAAUAAUGAACUGUGCAAAAGAGUUAAAGUUUCUACAUCAAAUGGGAAUGAAUUUUCAGGAGAUGCAAUCCUGGUCACUGUACCACUUGGAUGUCUGAAAGCAGAAACAAUCAAAUUCUCACCACCUUUGCCUCAUUGGAAAUACUUAUCUAUAAAGAGGCUUGGAUUUGGCGUCCUAAAUAAGGUGGUCAUGGAAUUUCCUGAAGUAUUUUGGGAUGACAGUAUUGACUACUUUGGUGCCACUGCUGAAGUUACAGAUCAACGAGGCAGAUGCUUUAUGUUCUGGAAUGUCAAGAAAACAGUUGGAGCACCUGUUCUUAUAGCCUUGCUUGUUGGUAAGGCUGCUGUUGAUGGCCAGAAUAUUAAUGCUUCCGAUCAUGUUGGUCAUGCCUUGAGUGUUCUCCGGAAAUUAUUUGGGGAAGAUAAAGUUCCAGAUCCAGUUGCAUCUGUAGUAACUGACUGGGGAAGAGAUCCUUACAGCUAUGGUGCUUAUUCCUAUGUUGCCGUGGGUUCAUCUGGAGAAGACUAUGAUAUUUUGGGCAGGCCAGUAGAUAAUUGUUUAUUUUUUGCUGGUGAAGCAACAUGCAAGGAGCAUCCUGACACUGUUGGUGGUGCAAUGAUGAGUGGGCUUCGAGAGGCUGUACGAAUAAUAGAUAUAUUGAAUACAGGAACUGAUUACACAGCAGAAGUGGAGGCCAUGGAGGCUGCAAGAAGACACUCGGAUAUUGGAAGGAGCGAAAUAAAGGACAUUGUCAGGCGGCUAGAGGCUUUAGAUUUCUCUAUUUCAUCGUAUAAGGAUUCUUUGGAUGAGUCUGAGAUUUCAACUUGGGGCUCAAUACUGAAGGAUAUGUUUUUCACUGCAAGAACUACAGCUGGGAGAUUACGUCUCGCUAAAGAGUUGUUAAAACUUCCUGUUGGCUUUUUGAAGACCUUCGCUAGCACUAAAGGAGGGCUCAGCACCCUUAACUCAUGGAUUCUGGAUUCAAUGGGAAAGGACGGAACCCAACUCUUGCGCCAUUGUGUCCGUCUACUUGUACUUGUUUCAAAUGAUUUGCUUGCUGUCCGUUUGUCAGGUAUUGGAAAAACUGUGAAAGAGAAAGUUUGCGUACAUACCAGUCGUGAUAUACGCGCCAUAGCUAGCCAGCUUGUGAGUGUGUGGGUUGAACUUUUCCGUAAGGAGAAGGCUUCUAAAGGACUAAAAUUACUUAGGCAGUCGACCCUGGAUUCAAAGAGCAAAUCUCCUGUUGUUUCUGGAAAGCCACCACUCCGCAUACAUCAUGCGGAGAGCAAGGGUGCCGGAUUCCAGUUCCCUUCCACCAUAAACACCAAGACACUGAUUGAUGAGCCUGUUCAACAAGGAAUGAGAAUUAACCCAAAGUCAGAAGCUCAGCUCUCAAAUUCUAAUGGUUCAAGCAGAAAUAUCAUGGAGGACGAGGACCGUGAUGUUCUAAUGUCUGAAGAAGAAAAGGCUGCCUUUGCUGCAGCAGAAGCUGCUCGUGCUGCAGCAAUUGCUGCUGCUAAGGCAUUUGCUGCUUCUGGUGCAAAGCAUAAUGCAUCACUACAGGCCCCCAAGAUUCUCUCGUUUCACAAAUUUGCUAUGCGUGAGCAGCAUGGUAAUAUGGAUGAGUGUGACAGUAGAAAGAAUUGGUCUGGUGCUGCCAUAGGAAGACAAGAUUGCUUAUCUGAAAUAGAUUCUAGGAACUGUAGGGUGAGAGACUGGUCAGUUGAUUUCUCUGCUACUGGCGUCAACCUUGAGAGUUCAAAAAUGUCGGUUGACAAUCGUUCACAUCGGAGCCACUCUAAUGAAAUUCCUAAUCAGUUGAACAUCAGAGAGCACUCUGGGGAAAGUGUAGCUGUAGAUAGCAGCAUACUGACAAAAGCAUGGGUGGAUAAUGCCGGUAGCAUAGGGAUUAAAGAUUACAGUGCUAUUGAAAGAUGGCAAUGCCAGGCAGCAGCUGCUAGUUCGGGCUUCUCUCAUGGGACAAUGCACAUAACAGAUGAGGAGGAUUCAAACAUGAGUUCAAAGUUGCAUAAGUGGAAACAUGAUGGGCCGGCAAAUGAGAGUUCUGCCUCUCAAGUUACAAUAAGCAAAGAAUCCAAAGGUAACCAGCCUAGAGGAGCAGAGCGUAUAAAGCAGUCAGUUGUGGAUUAUGUGGCUUCGUUGCUCAUGCCCCUUUAUAAAGCUAGGAAAAUUGAUAGAGAAGGUUACAAGUCCAUAAUGAAGAAAACGGCAACCAAGGUCAUGGAACAGACUACUGAUGCUGAAAAAGCAAUGGCUGUUUUUGAAUUUCUUGAUUUCAAACGUAAAAAUAAGAUUCGUGCAUUCGUGGACAUGCUGAUUGAAAGGCACAUGACAAUGAAGCCAGGUGCAAAGUCGGGAUCUUAUGACAAAGAUUAAUUGGUGCACCCAUAUACAGGAUUGAGAAGCUGUGUGACUAUUUAAAUCAUGGUUCAAGCAGUCUCUUACAGCUUCUGAUUAAUCCCAAAAAUGAAGCUCCACUGAUAGAUGGUACUUGUGCUUGCAUCUGUCCUGAAUGUACAAAGCUUGGGAAAUAGCUAUUAUUGUUUGUCCAAAUACAACCAUAUCAUGACGACUUAGCGAAGCCCUCAAAAGUUUGGACGGGUGUCAUCUGGAUCUUAUAUACAAUUUUUCACAUCCAAUUGGAAAGUGUUCUAUUGACGUGGAAUUGCUUUUUUGGAAUUUGUUUCUGAUUAUUUUAACUUGUAUUUUGAGGUAGAAGCUGGAGACCCCUAACCUCUUUCUUCAGGCUUAGAAGAGAAAUGAAUUGUUUUGUGACUUAUGAGAUGUGUACAGCUUAGAAUUAUUUUAUGGAAACAAAUAUACAGAAUUCUGUCA